This is a messenger RNA of Lindgomyces ingoldianus, 1197 nucleotides long. RefSeq names its product Clavaminate synthase-like protein. NCBI's taxonomy places the organism in Eukaryota, Fungi, Ascomycota, Dothideomycetes, Pleosporales, Lindgomycetaceae. The record is from RefSeq and is a predicted model, not a curated record. Bases 1 to 966 code for a protein of 321 amino acids. Gene Ontology annotation, molecular function: dioxygenase activity. The transcript has 2 exons.
AUGUGCCAUAGCUCCGCACAGCCAAGACUUGAGCUCUUAAUCGAUCUGAGUAAAUUACGCAGUACUAGUGGUAUCGCACUAACCUAUAUUGGUGAUUACUCUCUUACUUUUAUCAACCCAAUCACCGCGGCUCCAUUCUCCGCGAUCCGGAAUCUCUUUGAUUAUCUGGCACAGAACCCCGCUUCCGCUGCAGCUCUCAAUGAUGUGUACACUCUCCGUGGUAUCUUCAAGACUGCUGCCACCGAAAACCCCACAUGCGACCAAAAGCUUACUGUUGACCUUUCGCCCACUCGAAUUGCGCGCAUCCCUCCUGGUCUUCAAGUCGAGCUUACCGAACACGGACUCGGUGAUAUCUUGACUUUCUUUAAUACGAUCUCGGAUCAUUAUGUCCCACAGGUUAUAACCUCUCUUAGCGCUAUUGCUGGCCGCGACCUAGCUCCGCUGCACGCCAGCUUCAAUGUUAACUUCCGCCUCAUUGAUUACAACCCCGCGACUGCGUCUCCAAAGAGCCAGAACGGAUGUGGCGCCCAUACCGACUACGGCACUUUCAGCAUCAUCUUUCAGGACGGCACUGCAGGGCUCGAGAUGGAGGCACCCGAAACACCCGGUACGUGGGUGCCCGUGCCUGGCAACGCGACUGUACUGCUGUGUGGGUGGUGUGCAGUGGUGUUGAGCGGGGGAAAGGUAGCAGCCGUACGUCACCGCGUUCGACGUGUGCCUGGAGUGCGACGAUUGUCAGCAGUAUUAUUUGUGGCACCAGAUCUAGAUGUUAAGAUGGCGCCCGGAGAAAGAGUAGAGGCAUUCUCAGAGGCGGUGAAUAAGGGACUUUAUGAUGUGCGUUGGUUUAAAGAGAAAAUGGGCAAGAAAUGGAGAUACCGAGAAGGGAAUGAGAACUUGGAGUGUGGGGAUGAUAGUGCUGAGCAGGAUAUUGACGUAAGUCAGUUAGUUUGGAAGAAGAUUUGCUAAGGGUUUGGAGUCUUGGAAUCUUGGAAUCUUUUUGUGGUUAUGGUUACUUCAUCUUGUUGUCCUUUUAACGUUAGUCGUAUAAAUCCAAAAUCUGAUGCGCGAACGCUUUCGUCUUGAGCGUUAGGGGGAAAGUCUGCCGAGGAAGAGCCGAAGAGGCUACGAUUGCGCUUCUGCUUGCACAACGACGGUGUGGUGCAAUUAUUCGUAUACGGACGCGAUGACGAGUCCUUU